GACUACAGUAAGUAAAAGCGUUUUCCAUUAGUAAUCGAUGAUGUCACAUGACUUGCUAACAAGGCGAAUUAUAGUGCUAGUUUCGGAAAUCAAUAUAUCUUUUCUUGGCCAGUCAUCCAGUCAUUGUGUUCCUGUAUUGGGGGUAGUACUUAACCUUUGGGAGACGCUGAAAGUCGCGCUGUUACCGUCCACAGUAUACUAUAUCCGUGCAGUCCGUGUCCGAUCAGUGCUCACCUGCUAAUUUACGAGCUCAGGUUGUCUUCAUGACUCUCACUACCGACAACGACUGGUCUCUCCUCGCUGAAAUUUCGAGGCAGCAGUCCCUCACUACCCUUUCUCUCGCCAAAUAUGACUCUCCUUCAAAGGGAUUCCGGCUCGGAAUCGAUGUCCAGCCAUGGUUCCACCAUACCAAUAGUUCCAAGAUGGGAGAGAAUCCUCGAUUACGCCUCCUUUUCUUUCGGUGCAAGCAUCUUUUGGGAUAUCCCAUCCUUCCUCUGUUCAUGUUUGACCAGAAUCCACAAAGGCAUACAAGUAACCAUCCACUGACAGAGGAACUAACCGAAGGAUUCAUCCAUAUUAUCAAGGCAUUUGGUUUCCAGUGGAGGUAUGCCCCCGGAGAUCCUCUCGCUGAAUUGGCAUAUCUGAACCGCGAAGGAUUCAUUGACGCGGUGCUGACAGACGAUGUGGCCGUCUGGGUGUUUGGUGCACUGACUGUCUGGAGAAACCCUUCUUCAUCCCAUCCAAAUGCCAAGCAUCCUGAGAAGCAGACCACCUACAAGAUCUACGACGGUGUCACACAGAAACACCGUUCUGCAAUGCUCAUCGUUCUGCUCUGCACUCGGAGUCAGCCACGUUGGUGCAACACAAGUACCUCGUUACGCCUGGCUAAAAGCAAGUGCGCUGUUGAGCUCUACGAAGCAGUCACCACUCGCCCUCAUGACUCGGAAGAACUGCAGAACUUCUUGACCAGAUGGCGUGGCCAACUUUGUGGAUAUUUACAAGUCCACAAAUCCCUCCUGUCCCACUAUGUUCCGGACAAUUUUCCAGAAUUGCCCCACCUUGCGUCCUACAUCUAUCCGGACGUCUCACCUUCACUCGAAAUUUAUUCUCACAACAUGUGGACUAGUAAACGUUUUGAGCCAUCACUCCCCAAGCUCGCGCGUAUUUGCGAAAUCCUCUUCGAAUGGGGCUGGAAGGAUAGAAUUCUGGCCAGGUUUCACAGUAAUAUCUGGGGGCCUGUUGCUGUGCGGAUUCUGCGACGGCAACAUCUUUGUCCUUCGCUUUUAGAUGCAGAGGUAUUCAGGCCCUUUGGAGGGGAUGGUGGCGAAGCUGGAAAAGUGAUAGAUAAGAUUGUCAAUUCUCGAAGACAUCAUUCAACUGGUGAGACACCAGAGUAUCGCGUCAUGGUUGAUACGCAGAUGUUGAUAUUAUGGACGGAGGCUGGGUUGAAAGGGACGAGAAAACCUUUGGAGGUGGACACCAUAGACUUAAAGGGUAAAGGGAAAGAGGUUGUCUUCGAUGAGAACUCAGAUGAAGGAAGUGAUGACGAAGAAGAAAACGGUGACAAGGAGGGUCCUGACGAUGAGCGGCAAGGCACAGAGCCUACUCGGGAUGUGGAUGCCGACGAGGAAUUGGACAGCUCGGACACCGAAGGGGAUACACCUGUCGCAUCGCAAUCCCAACAAAAGCAGCUUACUUCAACGAAAGCAAACGGAAAGAAGAAGAGGGAGAAAAAACCUGUGGAUCCACGAAAACCCUUGCACAUCUGGAUACCGGCAAAAGUGGUAGAAGGGGUAAAGGUGAAGUUGAUCAAGGACUAUACAAAGGCGUGUGAAGAGAAACAAAAGGCACGAGAGAAGAAGAAUUCAAAGCGACAACGUGAGAAAGACGAUAAGGAUCCUCGUUCUCCGAAGAAGACUAAGCGCUCAACCACAAUCCCGACCUCACGUAGGGAAAGAGUAGUCCCAGUGAAAAAAAUAACGGAAGCGCAAGCGAAAGCGGAGGGGCUGUCAUCUCUCUUUGCAUUUGGCUUUACCAAGGAAUCACGAGUUGCCGAUCACAGUGCUGAUGGUCUGAGGUCAUCUGUCACCUCUUCUACACCCUUACAAGAGGAGAGAACGGCGACCACUAGUUCGACUGGCAAUGCUUUGUAGAAGAGGCGUUGGGUUUGUACACUUUUUCAUAUAUUCAUUGUAUUUGUAAUGUAUUUCUUUAGAUGUUUAUGAUUGGUUUUCUGGGCACUCAUGUUGUAUUGGCGUACAUGCCCGUUAUCUAGAUGAAGCAGUGCAUCCGGUGCUUCAUGAAAUGGCCGGUGCUGUAAUUGAUUUAGCCUUAUAGGAUUUUG
Messenger RNA from Desarmillaria tabescens, 2344 nucleotides. RefSeq lists its product as uncharacterized. Gene Ontology annotation, molecular function: 5'-flap endonuclease activity. The transcript has 2 exons. Bases 264 to 2153 code for a protein of 629 amino acids. The record is from RefSeq and is a predicted model, not a curated record. NCBI's taxonomy places the organism in Eukaryota, Fungi, Basidiomycota, Agaricomycetes, Agaricales, Physalacriaceae.